Molecule: messenger RNA, 2515 nt
Organism: Hemibagrus wyckioides
Lineage: Eukaryota; Metazoa; Chordata; Actinopteri; Siluriformes; Bagridae
Gene: cyp21a2
Product: steroid 21-hydroxylase
Exons: 12
Coding region: 41-1606 (521 amino acids)
Biological process (GO): progesterone metabolic process; hormone biosynthetic process
Molecular function (GO): iron ion binding; steroid 17-alpha-monooxygenase activity; heme binding
Source: RefSeq, a predicted model, not a curated record
UUUUAGACUCGAAUACACAAAGACGCAAAGAAGCCACUCCAUGUAUUCAGUGACAGUAAGUGUAGGAACAGCUGCCUUGCUGUUUGUUCUCUUGGUGAUGGUCUGCCUUCUUGUAAGGCGGCGAAAUCUACAAAGUAACAAAGAUGUCAAAAGAUGCAUACAGUCUAAAGACACUGUGUCCAAACCUCUGCAUUACCCCUCUCAUCUUUUCCCUCGCUUCCUUACUCCCUCGCUCCCUGGACCUCCCUCUCUUCCCUUCCUGGGAAACAUGUUCGAGCUUAGCCAAGAUCAUUUGCCCUUAUACCUGACAGAACUGGCUCGUCGAUAUGGGAAUAUCUACCGUCUCCGUUGUGGAAGCACCACGAUGGUGAUUCUGAACAGUAGUAAAGUUAUUCGUGAGGCUCUGGUCAAAAAGUGGUCUGACUUUGCAGGAAGGCCGCACUCAUACACGGCUGAUAAAGUGUCAGGUGGGGGCUACUCCAUCUCUCUGGGUGAUUACAGUGAGGAGUGGAAGUCCCACAGGCGCCUGGCCCAUAGUGCUUUGCAGCGUUGUGUUACUGAAUCUCUUCACUGUCUAAUAGAAGAGCAAGCACUAUACCUCAAACAGGUGUUUCUGGACUAUAACAAGAAGCCCAUGGACCUGUCUGAUGACUUCACUGUAGCUACCAGUAACAUCAUCACAAAGCUAGCCUUUGGAAAAUCAUAUGAGAAGAGUUCAGCACAUCUUCAGGAGAUGCAUGACUGUCUGAAUAAGAUCGUGUCUCUGUGGGGUUCGCCAUGGAUCUCAGCUCUGGACUCUUUCCCUCUGCUCAGAAAGUUACCAAAUGUUCCCUUUACUCAUUUAAUGAGAGAGGUGGCUAGAAGAGAUGAGCUCAUUGGAGGCCACUUAGAUGAGUUUAAGCAAAAGAAAGAUAGUAAAGACUUUGCAGCACCACUUCUACAGUACCUUACUUCACCAGAUGGAAAAGUACCCAAGAUGACUCUUACAGACAGUCAUAUACACAUGACUACAGUGGACCUGCUCAUAGGGGGAACAGAGACGACUGCCGCCUGGCUCAGCUGGACCAUUGCCUUUCUCUUACAUAGGCCAGAGGUUCAGAACAGAGUAUAUGAAGAGCUGCAGAACGUGCUGAAGGGUCAGUAUCCUCACUACAGUGACAGACACAGACUGCCUUAUCUGUGUGCUGUGAUUAAUGAGGUGCUGAGAUUGAGACCUGUAGCUCCACUUGCCGUGCCACACAAAGCCAUCAGAGACAGCAGCAUUGCAGGAUAUUUCAUCCCCCAAAACACCAUUGUUAUCCCCAAUUUAUUUGGUGCUCAUCAUGAUCCAGAGGUUUGGCUUGACCCACACAGCUUCAGACCAGAGCGCUUUUUGGAGGGAGAUGGGAGCUGUCUCCGGGCUCUAAUACCUUUCGGAGCGGGUGCUCGGCUAUGCCUCGGGGAGUCUGUAGCUAAAAUGGAGCUGUUCCUCUUCACUGGAUAUCUGCUACGGGACUUUCAGUUUCUUCCAGCCAGCCCUGAGGAGCCACUGCCUGACCUGCGUGGAGUGGCCAGUGUGGUCCUAAAAGCCAAGCCCUACAGAGUUAUAGCCUGUCCUAGAACCUAAUAAAUCACUGUAGUGUGUCUAGUUUGUUUAAGUAUUUGUGAAGCUCAAACUAGCGUAUAAUGUAGGAUAGUAUUUGUUUAGAAUUUAUCGAAUCAUAUCAAAGAAAUGCAUGACAAAGUGAUUUUUCUAACGAAAGCCUUGUUGUUAGUGUUGGAGAAUCUGGUUUGAGUUCAACCUUGUAUUUUCUAUAUUAUUUAUAUAAGUAAACUUUGGAGCUGGUGCAAAAUGGCAGUUUCUACAUUUUGCAAAAACACAUCAAAUGGAUGAAAUGUUUCUCAGCAAUAUGCAAAGAAUAUUUAAAGCUCUAAUGAAGAGCUUUUCUGUACUGUACUUGAAAUUUACUUUUCAAAAAAACUUUCCAUUUUUCAUUUCAUAGAUGUACCAAAGAUGGAAAUAAACUUUUUUGACCCAGAUGUAUUAUAUUACUAUUAUUUAAAACUAUUUUGAAAGAUCUGUUGAAUUUAGUUCAAUUCAAUUUAUACACUUUUAUUAAUGGACAUUGUCACAAAGCAGUUUCACAGAUACCUAGAUACAGAAAAAGAUUUAGAUUGAUUUCAACUGACAAGCCAGAGACAACAGUGGCAAAGAAAGUCUCCCUGACACAACAUGAGGUAGAAACUUUGAAUGAAACUAGGCUCAAAAGGAGUGCUAAGUGUUAGCACAAACUAAGCAGUGCUUAGUGCUUUGAAAAGAUCUUCAGCAUAAGUAUCAAAGUCAUUGUUGAAGCUAUCCUAUGCACUUUAUGUGGCUAGGACAACUUACUCCUUAUUCCUUAGCUCUGUGUUGUUUUUUGUUUCAUAUAGCUCUGUGUUGUCUUAUGUAGCACUCUACUGUUUUAUGUAGCACCAUGAUCCUGGAAAAAACAUUUUUUAAUUUCACUAUGCACUGCAUCAGCUAUAUAUGGUUGGA